Molecule: messenger RNA, 494 nt
Organism: Telopea speciosissima
Lineage: Eukaryota; Viridiplantae; Streptophyta; Magnoliopsida; Proteales; Proteaceae
Product: 17.1 kDa class II heat shock protein-like
Exons: 1
Coding region: 7-474 (155 amino acids)
Biological process (GO): response to salt stress; response to heat; response to hydrogen peroxide
Source: RefSeq, a predicted model, not a curated record
AGCAUAAUGGAUUUCAGGUUCAUGGGUCUUGACAAUGAUAUGUUCAAAACCAUCCAACACAUACUGGAUGUUGCAGACGAGACCGAGAAGCCCGCAAAUGCUCCAAGUAAGACUUAUGUCCGAGACGCCAAGGCCAUGGCUUCCACUCCUGCGGAUAUCAAAGAGUACCCAAACUCUUACGUAUUCAUCAUCGACAUGCCAGGGGUGAAGCCUACCGAAAUCACGGUGCAGGUGGAGGAUAACGUUUUGCAUGUUGUCGGAGAGAGAAAGCGCGAGGAGGAAGAAGCAGAGGUUAAGUAUGUUAAGAUGGAGCGCAGGGUAGGCAAGUUUAUGAGGAAAUUUUUGCUCCCUGAGAAUGCUGACACGGAGUCCAUCUCUGCCUUUUACCAAGACGGUGUUCUCACUGUCACUGUCGAGAAGCUGCCUCCGCCGGAGCCCAAGAAGGCCAAGAACAUCGAAGUCAAGAUCGCCUGAAGCUCGACGAAAAUGGUUGC